Molecule: messenger RNA, 480 nt
Organism: Rotaria sp. Silwood2
Lineage: Eukaryota; Metazoa; Rotifera; Eurotatoria; Philodinida; Philodinidae
Source: the annotation of a GenBank genome assembly
AUGGCAAUUAGUAAAGUACCAAUUAUUGAAAAUUGUUGUUUAUGUGCAUCAGCGUCAACCGAAUAUACUGUUGCACUUAUUUAUCCAAAUACUAAAAAUAUGUCUGUAAUUAAUGAUGAUGAAUUUAUUGAAUUAGUUCUUAAAGAAGUACAAGAUGCUUGUAGAAAAGGUGGAAUUGAAAGAUUUGAAACUCCACAACAUAUUAAAAUUAUCACAGAAUUAUGGACACGUAAAACUGGUCUUGUUACAGAUGCAUUAAAAUUAAAACGAAAAGCCAUUGAACAAAAAUAUAAAGAUGAUAUCGAAAAUCUUUAUGAAGAUAGCAAACCAAAACAAACUUCUGAAAAAAAGAAAAAAUCGAAACCAAAUACAACUGAUGAAAAAACAUCUUCCAACAACGAAAAAAUUUCAAAUGAAAAUCGAACGGAUGUUUCUAAAGCUAUCAUUUCAAAUGAUAAUAACAACAAAAAAGAUCUAUAA